CCGUUUGAGCACAUCGGUUGGGGCGGGGCUUCCGGUGCCAUGCCGAGGCCGUCAUCUUGGCUGCCCUGUGGUAUGUUCUUGUCAGAGAAGGUCCGAGAGGAGGCGCCGUCCGCUAGGCGGGGAGGCGGGUCUGACGCCCGGCGACGCCGCCCAGGAGCUCCGCGCCAGGUUCGCUUCUUCUCCCGCCGCCCGGCCCCGCUGCGUCCACGGAGCCCGAUGGCGGCGGCCACGCUGGGGGCCCCGCCUCAGGUCCCCAUGACUGCAGAAGCACGUCUGGAACCCAAGCAGGGCAAUGUGACGUUUGAAGAUGUGGCCAUCUACUUCUCCUGGGAGGAAUGGGGGCUCCUUGAUGAGACUCAGAGACGCCUGUACCGUGAUGUGAUGCUGCAGAACUUGGCAGUUAUAACCUCCCUAGGUUGUUGCCAUGGAGUGCCGAAUGAAGAGGUCCCAUUUGAGCACAGCAUUUCUGUACAAAGGAUAUCACAAGUCAGGACUCCCAAGGCUGCUCUCUCUUCCAAGAAGGCCCAUCCCUGUGAAAUGUGUGGCCUGAUCCUGAGAGACAUUUUGCACUUGGUUGAGCACCAGGGAACACUUGACAGGCAGAAACUUCACAGGUGUGAGGCAUAUGGGAAACAACUGCAUGUCAGGGAAAACUUUUUUCAUCACCAGAAGCAGUGUAUUGGAGAGAAACACUUCAGGAACCAUGUGGACAGAGCCUCGUUUGUGAAGAACUGCAAAUGCAAUGUGUCAGGAAAGCCAUUUAUGUUCAGGGUGAUUGGGAAGGACUUCUUGGCCAGCUCUGAAUUUCUCCAGCCACAGGCCACUUACACCAAUGAGGGGUCAACCAGUCAGACAGAGUGUGGUGGGACAGAGUGUGGGGUAGACAUUCAGAGGGCAAUAACUCAUAACAACUGGAAAGGAUGCACAAAAGCCUUGAGCUGCAGACACACACUUAUUCAGCACCAGAGACUGAUCACUAGAGAAAGAUGGUUUAUGUGCAGUGAAUGUGGGAUAUCCUUUAGCAGAAGCAGCAGCCUCAGUCAACAUCAGAAAGUUCAUGCUGGUCAAAGAACUGUUGACUCUGAAGGAUGUGGAAUAUUACCUAAAAUGUCUCCCCUUGUUGAACAGCAGAGGAGUAACACGAGGGAAAGGCCUUACAAAUGUACAGAAUGUGGGAAGUCAUUUACCAGAAGUUUCAGUCUCGUUGAACAUCAGAGAGUUCACACUGGAGAAAGGCCUUAUGAUUGUGGGGAAUGUGGCAAGUCCUUUACACGAAAGUCCAACCUCAUUAUACAUCACAGAAUUCACACUAGAGAAAGACCAUAUGAGUGCAAGGAAUGUGAUAAAUCAUUUGUUCAGAGGUCUGCCCUCAUUCAACAUCAGAGAGUUCACACUGGAGAAAGGCCUUAUGAUUGCAGUGAAUGUGGAAAGUCUUUUACCCGAUUCUUUGCACUCUGUCAACAUCAGAGAAGGCACAUUGGUUUAAGGCCCUAUGAAUGCAUUGACUGUGGAAAAUCCUUUGCUGAAAAUUCCAGACUCAUUAAACACAGGCGAAUUCACACUGGAGAAAGACCUUAUGAAUGCAGCAAAUGUGGAAAAGCAUUUUGCCAAAAUUCUUCACUCCUUAGACACCAGAGAGUUCACACUGGAGAAAAGCCUUAUGUGUGUGGGGAAUGUGGGAAAUCUUUUGGGCAAAAGACCAUCCUAAUUCAGCAUUGGAGUGUUCAUACUAUAGAAAGACCUUAUAAAUGUUGGGAAUGUGGGAAAUCCUUUAGGCGAAAGUCUGAACUUACUCAACACCAGAGAGUUCACACUGGAGAGAAACCAUAUGAGUGUGGGGAAUGUAGGAAAUCAUUUAGCCAAAAGUCCAAUCUCACUAUGCACCUCAUAGUUCACACCAGAGAGAGGCCAUAUGAAUGUAACCAGUGUGGUAAAUCAUUUAGCCAAAAAGCUACACUCCUAGCACAUCAGAGAAUUCACACUGGAGAAAGACCCUACAAGUGCAGUGAAUGUGGAAAAAGUUUUAGCCACAGCUCUGCAUUCCGUCAGCAUCAGAGAAUUCACACUGGAUCAAAGCCUUAUGAGUGUACUGUAUGUGGGAAAUCUUUUGCUGAAAACUCUAGACUCAUUAGACACAGGAGACUUCACACUGGAGAAAGGCCUUAUGAGUGCAGCAAAUGUGGAAAAGCAUUUAGCCAAAGUUCUUCACUCAGUCACCAUCAGGGUUCACACAGGACAAAAGCCAUAUAAGUGCAUGGAAUGUGGGAAGUGCUUUGUAAAAGACUCCAGCCUCAUUAAGCACAGGAGCAUUCAUAGUGUACAAAGUUCUUAUGAUGAAAUAAAUGUGGAAAAUCCAUUAUGAUUUCAGUCUCAUAAAAAUGCAUAAUCACAGUUGAUAAUGACCUUGAGUAUGGUGAAUGUUGGAAAUCCUGUAGCCCAAACCGUAGCCUUUUAUACACUGGAGAGUUCACACUGAAACACAGCCUUAUGAGUGCACUGAUUGUGGAAUUGCCUUCAGUUCAUCAGGUACCACUAAAUUCACUUCAGAAAAACAAUAGAUGUGCUAGAAAUGUGUUAUUUCUUGUUGGUAUAGACACACUGGGGGAUCCCUUUAUGAGAGUGCUUUCUGCCUUGACCUUCAGAUACUUGAUAAACCAAGUACAUUCCGGAUUUGUGGGAGUUGCAUUGCACUUUUUAAUCUUCCCAGGACCUUUGCCAGAUUACAGUUCUGAUGGUUCUGGUGCUCAUCAUUUCCCUGCUACAGUGUGUCCAGGGAAGCAAACCUCAGUGUUUCCCCAGUAUGGGAAGGAUGUGUAAGAACCCUGAAUAUUCUUUCCUUUAUAGUUUCUUUCUCUGAGAAAUCAUGUCACUGACCUGACCAGUUUUUGGUCCGGAAGACUCCACUGGUGACCUGAAAACAUGAGCUGCCUUUUUCAGUUCUGUUUUCAUCUCAUGACUCUUGUGAUGGAAUUUUUCCUGCCCUUCAAAGACUCCAGCCCAGGUGCAGCUUGCCUCCCAUUGCUGUUGCUGUGUGGAAAUGGAGGCCUCACUCUUUAAGCCAUUUUUAGUCUUGUGGCUGUAUUCACUGGAUGUGGAGAUUUGAUAUCAACUGGGUUCUGCUAACACAAAGGGGUAAACAGCUGUUUUGGGGAUCCCAAACUGUGUGCCUCAAAGGGGGACAGUAUCAUGGCAGAAUACAGCACUCUCCAGUUCUGCUUUAGUUUGCAUUGCUGCCCAAGGCCUCCAAGAAUGCAGGAAAUUGUGGUCCAAUUUGUAGCCUGGAUACCAUGGUAUUUUGUGGGCCCAGACAUUAGUCUGUGAAGGAGGCAGUUGUGAUACCCUUGGUGCUUCUGAGAGAAACAUGGAAUUGUUUUCGUAUUUACAGCAGGUGUUGCAUUGUGCUCAGCACUGGUGAGGAGAACCUGUUCCCUGGGUUUUUGCAGUGGAGCCAUGUUCCCUGAUGUCCAAAUUGCCAUAGAGUAGCAUUGCAGGUUAUGUGAUUGUAUGGGCCAGGCACUCAUACUUUCACAGAAACACUGGAUUUAUAGGGAGGGGAAGAGAUUUCCACAGAGAUAAACUUCCUUUAAAGGGGCAUGCAGUAAGUUCCAGUCAUUAUGCCUAAAGGAUGAGCAGAAACAAAUUCUUAAGUCCUCCAGAAGUAUGGAUCUUGUGUACUGAGGUCAUUAUGAGAGGAAAAAAUCUAAAUAUUUUAUGAUUUCCUUAGCCUUUCUGGGCUGUUCACCUCAAGGUUAUUGCUAUGCAGGAAAAUAAGGACAGAGGCCAGCUCUGUGGCCUUUUCUCCAGCCGUCAUUCCUGUUGAAUCAGGUGGAAACUGCCUUAUUGCUGGCCAGUAUUUGCUGCCAGAGGUAAGGUGUCCUUGCAAGGCUCAAGCAAAGGGGUGCUGGAAGCAAUACAGUUUGCCAGGUUGAUAAUCUAGAGUUGUAGGAAAUCCUGAAUUUUAUUUUGAACCAUAUUUUUAGAGCCUUACUAAGUCGUAAAUGCUAUGCUUGUUAUAUUUAAAUUGUACUAUUGCAUAAGUUUUGAUAUUCAUUAAACCCACAAAACCACCACCACAGUCAUGGUGAUGAACCUCUCCAACGCUCCGUAGUACCCUAUAAUACAUGAGGUAUUGUGUGUCACCUUACAUAAUACAUCUCUCCUCCUGCUACCCUCCCUGCAACCAGUAGUUCACUUUCCCUUAUACUAUGUUAGUUCCCAUUGUCUAGAAUUUUAUUUGAUUCUUCUCAAAGUGUUUAUUAUUUUUUUCCCUGAAUAGCCUCAUUUGGCUUAUUCAUUUUGGGAAUCUCAGUGGUGUGGAUAUGAGUAGUUCAUCCUUUUUGUAUUGCUGAGAAGUAUCGUGUUGUGUGGAUGUGCCCCUAGUCUUGCAUCUGUUUAUGCACAUUGAGUUUUCCAUUUUUUGACCAUUUUAAAUAAAACCACUAUAGAGUAUAUGAAACCAGUUUUUCAUAUACAUGUGUUUCAUUUAUCUCAUGCUAAUAUUUUGGAGUGCAAUGCCCGAGUCUCAGGGUGGGUGAAUAGACAUCUCUUUAAGAAAUGCCAGGCUGUGAUUCAUCUCCAGUGGUUGGACCCUUUUGUAUUCCUGUCAGUAGUGUGAAGACAUCUGGUUCUUCCAUAUUCUUGCCAAAAGUGGCUAUGUUUGGUAUUUUUAAAUUUUCCCCUUCAAAUAAAUGUGUAAGCUUAUCUC
Manis javanica (Malayan pangolin) is the source of this 4705-nucleotide messenger RNA. RefSeq lists its product as uncharacterized. The record is from RefSeq and is a predicted model, not a curated record. Lineage: Eukaryota; Metazoa; Chordata; Mammalia; Pholidota; Manidae. Gene Ontology annotation, biological process: regulation of transcription by RNA polymerase II. Gene Ontology annotation, cellular component: nucleus. Gene Ontology annotation, molecular function: RNA polymerase II cis-regulatory region sequence-specific DNA binding; DNA-binding transcription activator activity, RNA polymerase II-specific.